Messenger RNA from Mercurialis annua (annual mercury), 1999 nucleotides. Its product is annotated as protein VAPYRIN-LIKE-like. Gene Ontology annotation, molecular function: protein binding. The transcript has a single exon. NCBI's taxonomy places the organism in Eukaryota, Viridiplantae, Streptophyta, Magnoliopsida, Malpighiales, Euphorbiaceae. Bases 315 to 1769 code for a protein of 484 amino acids. The record is from RefSeq and is a predicted model, not a curated record.
AGUCUUCUUACAUCUUCAACACUUUAAACAAAACUACACCCUUUCAUUGUCAAUGUCUCCACAAUCCUCCUACAUCUUCUAACCUAAACCACCAAGCAAAACUCCUUAAUCACCUUGAUUAAGAAAUAAACUAAACAUUUACUAAUCAAUCAAUUAACAAUUAAAAUCCAACCCCCUAAAUUGAAAAACAAUUAACAUUCAAAAACCCUAAAAUUAACACCAAAACAAACAGAAAAAGAGCAUUCCCAUCAUCUUCAUCUUCCCCAAUUUUUCCUCUUAACCAAACAGAAUUUCUCAAUUUCAAAUCCUCCGCCAUGGAUAGACUAGUAAAACCAGAUUUAAAAGAAAUAGAAAUAACUUACAAAAAGGCCCAAAAAUGCACAACAACGUUCAGAUUAAGCAAUCUCAUGCACACUAUGUCAGUAGCAGUUUCAUUAACUUCCACAAACCCAUCAAUUUUUUCCUUCAGCCAAUCAUUCUCCAUAAUCCCGCCUCUCUCCACGUCAUCCUACACUCUAACUCUCUCUCAACCGUCCGAUCACCAAUCACCGCCGCUCCACACUCCUCCACACGCCGUAACCGUAAAAUCCGCCAUGCUACCCACCGGGAAAGCUCACCUGGAGGAUCUCCGUCGUCUCUUUGCUAGACCCGGGCCCCAUAUUUUUAAAGAUGGGAUCAUACCCAUUUCUCUUGUGGGUCCUCACGUGGCUGAUUAUAUCAUUACUAAUCAAAAUUACAUCCACAGCUCUGAUCUUUGUGCUUAUUUUAACAGAGCUAUAUCUGGUUGUACUGGAUCCCAGCUCACAUCACUUCUGGAAUCUGCUGUGGUAUCUGGUAAUUCUAAUUUGGUUGCUAAAUUGAUUGAUUUAGGUGGGGAUUUUAAUUUUAAGAAUUUAAAAGGACAAUCUUUGAUUAGUUUAGCUGUUAAAUCAGGUAGUUUUGAUGUUGUUAAAACCCUAAUUUCAUCCGGUUGCUCAUUUGAUAAUUUAGUAGAUAAAGUAUUGCAUGAAGCAGCUGCUAUAAAUAGAGUAGAUUUAAUGGAGUUGUUGUGUUCUCGUUUUAAAGAUCUUGUCGGUUCGAAUUCGAUUGAUUUACAUGGUAGAACACCAAUUCAUGUUGCUGCUAGUUUAGGGUAUGCAAAAGUGAUUAGAUUUUCCGCUUCGGUCGGAGUUAUAGUUGAUUCGGUUGAUUGUAAUGGCUGCACUGCACUUCAUUUAGCUGCAGAGAAAGGGCAUUUAGAAGCUGUAGAGUGUUUAUUAGAAUGUUCGUAUUAUAUCAAAUAUGUUGUUAAUAAAGAUGGGAAAACCGCUUUCGGAGUUGCGGUUGAUAAUGGAAAUUCACAUUUGUAUAGUUUGUUACAACUUGGGGAUGUGUUACAUAGAGCUGCUGGAUUAGAUGAUGUUAACGCGAUCAAGAAUUGCGUUUCUCAAGGAGUGAAUGUGAAUGAGAGGGAUCAAAACGGAUGGACUCCGUUGCAUAGAGCUGCAUUUAAAGGUCGGAUUGAGAGCGUAAAAGUGUUGCUGAGUUAUGGAGCGAGAGUUGACGUUGUUGACGAUGAUGAGUAUAGUCCGCUUCAUUGCGCUGUCGAAACAGGAAAUGUGAAAGUUGCUAUGUUGUUGAUUGCUCAUGGUGCUAAAGCUAAUGUAAAGAAGUGUGUUAAGAGUUCUAUGAUGGUUAAUAAGUACUGGUCUGCUCCUUUAAAGAAGAAAUCUUUGUGUGGAGAAGAUGGUACAGAGUUAUGUGUUGAACUUUCUUCUUGUGUUUUGUAAAUGGAUUUUGCGGUGAGGAUAUGAGAGAGAUGGAGAAUGUUUUGCAUUCUGCUCCGGUCCAAGACGGCAAUGUCUUUUAUUUUGAGGAUGAAUGAGAAAUGAAAUGAGUAGUUUUCUUUCAUGUAUAUGUUUUUUUUCUUCUUUUGAUCAAUAGUCGAAAAUGCUUUUGUUUGAUAAAAAAAUAUGUUGCAGCAAUUAGAAAUAAUCUGCUUUAGUGCUUUCUUUGUUUA